Messenger RNA from Cucumis melo (muskmelon), 6442 nucleotides. Its product is annotated as mediator of RNA polymerase II transcription subunit 13. Bases 291 to 6143 code for a protein of 1950 amino acids. The transcript is spliced from 23 exons. Gene Ontology annotation, cellular component: mediator complex. Gene Ontology annotation, biological process: regulation of transcription by RNA polymerase II. The record is from RefSeq and is a predicted model, not a curated record. Gene Ontology annotation, molecular function: transcription coregulator activity. Lineage: Eukaryota; Viridiplantae; Streptophyta; Magnoliopsida; Cucurbitales; Cucurbitaceae.
AAACAAAUGGCGGAUUAUGGCAUUUCCCCCCACAAAAUUUCAACAAAAAUUAUAAUGUUGAAGGCUUAAUGCGCCAAACGAAACGAGGGAAUCGAAGCUUUUGGACUUUCCCACUGGAGAAGAAGAAUAAGCUGUGCGUGUGCUUGCAACUCCUCUCUUCAACCCGACACCACCGAUUACUCGAAAGGGUCAGCAAAUGGAUGCUUUGGUGGUGGUUUUCUAGCACAGGGAAUUUGCUUGUUUGGAAACUGGUAUCGUCGUGGAAGUUGAACUUUUAGUUUUCUGAAGUGAUGUGGACGAAUAUUUUCAAAAUUGGUGGUCUACAUCAAAUAUCAUGGUUCCAGUUUCUGCCUAAUGAAUCUGAUUUGAGUACCUUACCAGACAAAAGUGCGAAGGUUGAGCACAAUGAUGCUGCCACAUUCUUGGUUCUGUCAUCACAUGUGCAAUUACAGAAGGAAGGAUUUCUAAGUACUUGGACCAACUCAUUUGUAGGGCCUUGGGACCCAUCUCAGGGUUUGCACAAUCCUGAUGAGAAAAUUAAACUCUGGCUUUUUCUACCUGGACGCCAUUCUUCUGUCGUUGAAACUGCCCAAGCAGCUGUUUCCAAGUUAAGGGUUGUUGCAUCUGGACUGUGGAUCUCUCCUGGGGAUUCAGAGGAAGUUGCAGCUGCCCUUUCUCAGGCAUUACGAAAUUGUAUCGAAAGAGCCCUAACUGGACUUUCAUACAUGAGGUUUGGAGAUGUUUUCACAAAAUAUCACCACAUGCAAAGUGAAGAUCUAUUCAGGAGAGGGCAACCUACAAUGGAGUUCAUAUUUGCUGCUACCGAGGAGGCAAUCUUUGUGCAUGUCAUUUUAUCUGCAAAACAUAUUCGAGCACUAUCAAAUGCAGAGAUUGAAAGAGUUUUGAAGAAUUCUGCUCAUAAUUCCUGUCUUGGACUUCCAGUGAUUGUUUCGCCUCAUGGAGUUCGAGGUAGGUUUACUGGGUGUUGUGCCAGUGAUGUUGUAAAACGGAUAUAUUCCAGUUCCGGCAAGUCUAGGACUUCAUACGGCUUUGUAGGUUUACCCCAUCAUGUCUCUCAAGGUGGCUGCCAGUCGAAGGGGCAAAAUUGCUAUGUUGAAGUUACCCUAGGGUGCCCUAAAUCAGUGAGUGAGAAGCCACUGCUAUCCAAUUCAAAUUACACAAAAAACGUAUCAAUGCCUCAAGUUACAGAAUCUCUUAUCGGACGAGGUGAACUGAAAGGAUCGUCAAACCAUUUAUCUUCUCAUAAAAAGACUUUCAUAUAUCCAUCAGAGGCAGUGCUUGUUUUGUUAUUGCAGACCUCAUUUGCCAGGUCUUCUUUGAAAAGAUUUUGGCUGCAAAACUGGAUAGGACCCUCGUUACCUGGUUCAUCUUUCAACGUGCAUUGUGCUGGAAAUGUAGAUUAUAUGGAAGGGUUGUGGACUGAGACUGAUAAAAUACGUUCACAGCAUGGUUACGAUAGCAGCAGCAAUAGUAACAGUAGCAGCAUUGGUAGCAUAAGCAGUAGUUCUAAUGAUAGUGAUUGCAAGACAGGGGCCAGUGAACUUGAAGCAGAUGCUGAUUCCUUAUCUUGCAGGCAGUCUGGAUUGUCUUCAAAUGACCAGUCCGCAAACAGUUCCCGAAAAUUGGGUAUUAAGCGGCCUCGUUCAGGGAUGCCAGAUGCAUUAGAUCAAAUGGGUACAGGUGCUCAAAUUCAGGAUGCUUUCAAAUCUGAUUUUACUUCCACUGAGCUGAUUGGAUCUCCUUGGGACUGGGAAGAUGAUGACCGGGGUGGGGACGACAUAGAAGACCUUCUUUUGCAUUUUGGGGGCUUUGGAGACUUCUUUGAGAAUGACGUUUUGCCUUUUGGGGAGCCUCCAGGAACUACAGAGUCACAAUCUCUUAUGUUUUCUGCCCCGGACUACACUGAUGUAGGUAGCAGUCCAGUUGGAGUCAUGGAUGUUUCUGAUCAGAUGCUUUUGCCUGUGGGGUUUCCAUCCUUUGAUAGCUUCAACCCAGCUGUUCCAAUGAUGACAGAGGAGGUUCUAAGCAAAGAUCAUGAAGUCACAAACAAUGCAUUGUCCUCAGUGACAGCCAACCAAACCCCAGUGUCUUCUUCUGGGGAGUUCGAUCAAAUCUCUAAAGCUGAAGCUCUGAUGACACUUGCUCCAGAAUAUGGAGCAGUGGAAACUCCUACAAGUGAGUUUUCUUCAUCAAUGUUCCGAAGUCCAUAUAUUCCAAAAACUCGGGAACUAGAGAGUUCAAACUUAAGCACAAACAGUUACAUAUAUGGUGCAACACCACCCUCCUCACCACAUUUUGAUAGGUCUGAUGAGAAGAGUGGUAUUUCCUCAAAUACAAAACCAUCUAAUGUUUUACGGGCAAAAAAUUAUUAUAUACAUGUUGACAAUGUGAAAGAGAAACAUAUAAGAAAAUCAGCUCCCUCUAAGAACAGCAUCUCUACAUCUGAUGGGCUGGCAUCAUCUCUCUCGAAUCACAAUGCUGUCAAAACCACACAAAGGAAAAUGGCUGAGGACAGUAUUGAAGCUGAUUGUUUAUUUAUGUCUCAGAAGCACGUUCUUGCGAUGGAAGUUGAAUGCUUAAUGUUCCAAGCUUCUAUGUGCAGAUUACGACACACCUUGCAGUCAUCUGGUAGUUCCACAGUUUCUGGUACAACUCAGCUAUCUAGUGAUCCAAGUACUAUUACUGAUUAUAUGGCAAAUGAGGUGAAGAAGAAGGAGACUGUUCCAAUUAGAAUAGCUGGAGAUGCUGAUGGGGGAAUACUUGAUGGACACCUUAAUGCACCUGUUGGUGUUUGGCGGUCUGUUGGAGUUCCCAAGGUUCCAAAGCCAUCAAACUCACCUAGUAUGGAACUUGGCUCAUCCUUACCCCACAAUUCUUUUCAUGAGGAUGGAGUUCUCUCUUAUGGGCAGAGACAACCACUUCAGGAGCUCCUUGAUGCCUUCCCUUUAAUUGUCCAGCAGGCUACUUCUUUUGUUGACCUCGCCUUGGAUGCAGACUGUGGUGAUGGCCCAUAUGGCUGGCUAGCAUUGCAGGAACAAUGGAGGAGGGGAUUUUCAUGUGGGCCAUCAAUGGUUCAUGCAGGCUGCGGAGGGACCUUAGCCUCUUGCCAUGCAUUGGACAUUGCAGGUGUUGAGUUAGUGGAUCCUCUCACUGCUGAUGUUUAUGCCCCGUCUGUAAUGAGUUUCCUGCAGUCUGACAUGAAAACAGCCUUGAAAUCUGCAUUUGGCACUUUGGAUGGGCCAUUAUCUGUAAUUGAUUGGUGCAAAGGUCGUGGCCAAUUAGGUGAUUCCGGAAGCACCGGUGAUGGAUUAUCUGCCGAGUCUACUGUAAAUGAAUCUAAAGAUUCUUCAAGUACUGUUAUGCAAAAUCUUGGAGAGCCCAUAAGCCCCUCACAUUCUUCUGCUAGUGGAUCGUCUAGUCUCAAAGGUAGUACCACGAUGGAUGGUUCCAAAAUGGAUGAGACUUCCCAAAGGAGAUCAAACCAAGAGAUUUGCAGUUCAGGAUCUGACCCGCAACUACUGCCUUCCCGGCUGAGACCAACAGUUCUUGUUCUCCCAUCACCUGCAAUACUUGUUGGGUACCAAGAUGAUUGGCUUAAGACAUCUGCCAACUCUCUGCAACUUUGGGAAAAGGCCCCUCUUGAACCUUAUGCUGUUCAAAAACCGAUAAAUUAUUGCGUCAUUUGCCCCGAUAUUGAUCCUCUUGCAACAGCUGCUGCUGAUUUUUUCCAGCAACUAGGAACGGUGUAUGAGACAUGCAAGCUGGGAACUCAUACCCCGCAUAAUUUAGGGAAUCAAAUGGACACAGAGUCUGGGAAGUGGUUGUCUUCAGGUUUUGUUCUACUUGAUUGCCCCCAAUCAAUGAAAAUUGAUAGCAGCAGUGCUUCAAUUGUUGGUUCAAUUAGUGACUAUUUGCUCUCUCUCUCAAAUGGAUGGGACUUGACAAGCUAUCUUAGAUCUCUUUCAAAAGCUUUGAAAGCUUUGAAACUCUCUCCAUCCAUGUCAGCUAAUCCAAAAGAAGGAAGUAAUGGUUCUUGCAUGGUACUUUAUGUGAUAUGCCCUUUUCCUGAUCCCCUGGAAGUAUUGCAAACUGUUGUUGAAUCUUCUAUUGCUGUCGGUUCUGUCAUGCUCCAGUCAGAUAGAGAUAGGAGAACAAUAUUGUGUAGUCAGGUUGCAAAGUCGUUAAGCUGCUCAGCAGCUGUUGAUGAGUCAUCAGCAUCAAACGUUUUAGUUCUUCAAGGGUUUACUCUACCUAAAUUGGUAUUGCAGAUUGUGACAGUUGAUGUGAUUUUCAGAGUGAGUAGUCCAUCCGUAAAUGAACUUGUCAUUCUUAAGGAGACAGCUUUUACUAUUUAUAACAAGGCUCGUCGAAUAUCACGGGGGACCUCAAAUGACGCUGUCCAGUCAUCAUCAAUAUCUAGUAGAUCUCAUUCAGUUCUAUCAUCAAUGUCACCUUCUAUUCCAGGGAUGUGGAAGGACUGUGUUGGUCCUAGAAUGACUGGGCAUUCACUCCCACGAGAGGGUGAAAUUGAUGGUACCCUGAGGUCUGGAAACUGGGAUAAUUCCUGGCAAUCAAGGGCUGGAACAUUAAAUUGUGAUCCAAACCGAAUGGGAGAAUAUUAUCUUCAAGAUGAUUCUUGCUACAUGUUUGAACCACUUUUUAUUCUGGCAGAACCUGGUUCACUAGAGCAUGGAGUUUCACCAAUAAAUCCUGUUACACUAGGAACAGAGUCUUCGAAACCAUUAUCUGAUGACAACAGCGGAGCCUUUUUACAGGGUACAAAUUCAACAGUAGGUAUGGAUAUUGGAUCUAACUCUCAACUAGAUGGGCCUGAGAUGGAUGGAUUUGGAUGUGGCCAUCAGAAGAAUCCUAGUCUACACUGUUCCUAUGGAUGGACAGAAGAUUGGCGCUGGCUAGUAUGUAUCUGGACAGAUUCGCGAGGAGAAUUGUUAGACAGCCAUAUAUUUCCAUUUGGAGGUAUCAGCAGCAGGCAGGAUACGAAGGGUCUGGAGUGCAUUUUUGUCCAAGUUCUGCAGCAAGGCUGUAUGAUACUUCAGUCAUGUUCACCUGAUACUGGUGUUUCCAAGCCGAGGGACUUGGUUAUUGCAAGAAUUGGAAUGUUCUAUGAACUUGAGUAUCUAGAGUGGCAGAAGGCCAUUUACUCACUAUGGGGAUCUGAGGUGAAAAAAUGGCCUUUGCAACUUCGCCGCUGCAUGCCAGAUGGGAUAUCAUCAAGUACUAAUGGGAGUUCCUUGCAACAACAGGAGAUGAGUUUGAUUCAUGAUAGAAACCUCCCCUCCUCCCCAAAUCCUUUAUAUAGCCCGCAUUCAAAAACCACAGGCUUUAUGAAAGCUGGUAUUGGACAACCUGCUAUUAGAAAGCAGCUAAUGGGUGGUCAUGCAGUGGUCGACAACUCAAGAGGGUUGAUUCAGUGGGUGCAUAGUAUUAGUUUCGUUGCAGUUUCGAUGGAGCAUUCUCUUCAGCUAUUACUUCAAGCUGAUUCGGCACCUCCUGGUGGAAAUCAAGGCAGUGUACAUACGGGUUCGUCCAUGUAUAUUGAAGGCUUUACCCCUGUAAAGUCACUUGGUUCCACAUCUUCUUCUUAUAUACUAAUCCCAUCACCCAGUCUGCGUUUCCUUCCCUCUAACCCUCUUCAGCUUCCCACAUGCCUCACUGCCGAAUCCCCACCUUUAGCACAUCUCCUUCACAGUAAGGGCUCUGCAGUUCCACUUUCUACAGGAUUUGCUAUUUCAAGAGCUGUGCCCUCGAUGAGAAAGGAUACUCGAAGCAACAUGAAAGAGGAAUGGCCAUCUGUCCUUUCGGUUAGUCUAAUUGAUUAUUACGGAAACAAUAUCACACAAGAAAAAAAUGUCCGCGGAAUUAUCAAGCAAGUGGGAAGAAGUUCAACUGUUGAAUCCAGAGACUUUGAAAUAGAGACGCAUUUGAUCCUUGAAUCCAUCAUAGCAGAGCUUCAUGCCUUAUCAUGGAUGACUGUGAGCCCAGCAUACUUGGACCGGCGAACUGCUCUGCCUUUUCACUGUGAUAUGGUUUUAAGACUCCGAAGGAUUCUUCAUUUUGCUGACACGGAGCUUUCUAGGCGCGCUGAAAAAACGAAACGUUAGGACUAUGUCAACUGAGGUAAUGCUCAGGUUGUUUCUUGCUAAUUAUUCUAUUAAGACCUUACCAUGUAAAGUUAUAUGUAUUAUAAUUCUUGUACAUGCUAGAUAGGUGGGCAAUUCUUAAUUAUAUGCUUAGUUGGUAGGAAUUAGGGAAGAGAGAAUUAAAUCUCAGUUCAGGCUUAUGUGAAAAAUUAGGACAGUUGUAUAUGUAACAAAAGGGAAAUGCAACUUGAAAAUCAGUGUGAUUGAGAUCCCUUGAUUUUCUCAGAAUAUAAUCCAAUGAUAGAACCACUUAUUUGACA